CGCCCGGGAGAGAGGCGAGGCGAGGCGAGGCGAGGCGAGGAAGGGCAGUCCCUCCCCCGUGGGCGGGGCGGAGCCGAGCCGACAAGAUGGCGGUGGCACUGAGAGCGGAGAGGGCUUUGAGGUUGGCGGCCAGAACGCCAACUCUCGCUUUUUUUCGUUCCGCAUUUGUUGCAAGAAAACGUAAUUAUAACCAACCAAACUGGCUUGGAGUUGGCUUGGCUUUUGGCACCAGUGCUGCCUUGUGGGCUUAUCUUUUCAAGCAACAUAAUGAUGAUGUAAUGGAAUAUGAAAGAAGAAAACAAGAGAGACAACAUAAGUGUACAGAUUGCUCCUAGUUGACAGUAUGAUCAGCAAGAAGCAACAUGCUCGCCACUUGUCCUGCAAAUAAGUGCAAGCAGCAGAAGUACAAAGUGUCUAAAUACUUACAUGUUCAUACAUUUCAUGUGCAGAAUUAUGAAAUAAAUUAUGAAGUAUGAAAGAAAAUUA
Molecule: messenger RNA, 486 nt
Organism: Pezoporus flaviventris
Lineage: Eukaryota; Metazoa; Chordata; Aves; Psittaciformes; Psittacidae
Gene: NDUFC1
Product: NADH:ubiquinone oxidoreductase subunit C1
Exons: 4
Coding region: 87-335 (82 amino acids)
Cellular component (GO): mitochondrion
Source: RefSeq, a predicted model, not a curated record